AUCAUCCAUCAAAUCAACCCCCAUCCUUAACCUCCCGUUACAUAAAAUGACCCAUUUAUUGCAAAUCUCCCUAAUCGCGACCAUAUUUUUGCCAUUUUAACUCAUUUUUUCCAACUUUUGAGUCCACAUAACCUCACUUACUAAAGUGUCAAGAGUGCAUCCAAUUUCAAACAAUUUUAGGAGUGACAAACAGCACCCAAGAUGAAGUUCAACAAACUCGUAACCGCUUCGCGAAGCAAAAACAGGAAACGCCAUUUCACUGCCCCGUCGCACGUGCGUAGGCGACUUAUGUCGGCCCCCUUAUCCAAAGAACUCAGACAAAAGUACAAUGUUCGUACGAUGCCUAUCCGCAAAGACGACGAAGUGCAGGUUGUACGGGGCCACUACAGGGGGCAGCAAGUAGGAAAAGUAGUCCAAGUGUACAGGAAAAAGUUCGUGAUUUAUAUUGAGCGGAUUCAAAGAGAAAAAGCCAACGGGGCUACUGUCUAUGUUGGAAUUCACCCGUCCAAGGUGGUAAUUGUUAAGCUCAAGAUGGAUAGGGACAGGAAGAAGAUCAUUGACCGUAGAGCCAAGGGAAGAUUGGCUGCUUUGGGCAAGGACAAGGGCAAAUACACGGAAGAAACUGCGUCGGCAACAGCUGUCGAAACUUCAUAAGCUUGUAUUUUGUAUUAAAGUAAUAAAAAAUUGAAAUUG
Messenger RNA from Zophobas morio, 693 nucleotides. RefSeq names its product large ribosomal subunit protein uL24 (gene RpL26). Gene Ontology annotation, biological process: ribosomal large subunit biogenesis; cytoplasmic translation. Lineage: Eukaryota; Metazoa; Arthropoda; Insecta; Coleoptera; Tenebrionidae. The record is from RefSeq and is a predicted model, not a curated record. The coding region runs from base 202 to 654 and encodes 150 amino acids. The transcript has 3 exons. Gene Ontology annotation, cellular component: cytosolic large ribosomal subunit; ribosome. Gene Ontology annotation, molecular function: RNA binding; structural constituent of ribosome.